Cydia amplana is the source of this 1881-nucleotide messenger RNA. RefSeq names its product oxidative stress-induced growth inhibitor 1-like. Lineage: Eukaryota; Metazoa; Arthropoda; Insecta; Lepidoptera; Tortricidae. The record is from RefSeq and is a predicted model, not a curated record. The transcript is spliced from 9 exons. The coding region runs from base 87 to 1829 and encodes 580 amino acids.
ACACGCUUAAAUUAGAAGAAUUAAAUAUAGAACAAGAAUUAAUUGUAAAUAAUAAAGAAGAUACACAGAGGAUAGCAGAAUACAGAAUGAAGGACAGCCAGAAACCUUGCCAGCACACCUUGACAGACGACGCAGUGUACAAAGAAGUAGUUGUUAUCGGCAACGGCCCCAGUGGGAUGGUGACGUCAUUCAUGCUAGCCGGUAACGUGCCAUAUCUUAAAGAAGUGCCUGCAGACCUACCUAUUGACGACAUGCUUAGGGCCAGAUUGGAAAAUAUACCGUCCGGUCAGAGCCUUUACGAAGCAGACCUCUCAGAGCUCGCCGAAGGCCUGGAGGGGCGAAGCCAGAACCCCAUUCCACUACUGAUGGACAAUUUGCUAAGGCCGUGCGCAGACCUGGGCAUCCCGGCAGACUCGCUCAUAGAGUGGAAAUAUGACGUAGAAAAACAAAUAGACCACAUAGUCCUAGGCCGGGGCCCGCCCGGGGGCGCGUGGCACACCUUCCCCCCCUCGGUGCUCACCCUCUCCCCCGCGGCGUGGCUCUCGCUCCCACCACACCCGGCAGAGGGAGAGGGGAGACUGCCAGCGCGCGCUGUAGCUAACUACUGCAGGAGAUAUGUUCAGAAGUGUAAACUGCAGCGCUACUUCCGGUCAGGCGUGAUCGUGUCGAGCGUGCGCGCCGCCCCGCGCGCGGGCGCGCCGUGCGCCGGCGCAUGUCCGCACAACGCGCGCUACGUUGUCUCUGGUUACGAUAAGUCUUACGGCCGCCCUUUCCGCAUCCUUUGCAAGCGCGUAGUGGUCGCAUGCGGCGGCAGCGACCGGCCUAACACGCUGGACCCGGCUAUAGCGCCGUACGCGCUGCAUUCACUCGCUGCCCUGCAGAGGGCGCUGCAUUUAGUAUUAUUUCGUUUCCCAGACCCACCGACAGUGCUAGUGGUAGGGUCCGGCGUGAGCGCGGCUGACGCGGUGUGGUUGUCCCUGAAGGCUGGUUGCCGAGUCUGCCACGUGCAUCGAACCCCGGCCCCUGCGCUAGCCAAGCUGGACCCUGAGGCCUACCCCGAUUAUACACAGGUCUACAAAAUGAUGUGCGACGGGCCGUCAGGCAACCACCCGAACUACACCCCCUACCCCCAUCACGUCAUCGCCGAUGCCGCCCCCCUCCAGAAACCCCCCAAAAUGGCCGACGAAGACGACUUCCCCAAAUCCGUCAAACUUCUCGACAUCGUCACAAACGAAAUGAAAGAACUAACCGUCUCAAUCAUUGCUGUGCUUAUCGGCUCAAAACCCGACUUAUUUUUCUUACAAACCAACUUCAAUUUAAACUGUAUCGACUUAAAUAAUUGCGUCAAAUGUACCGACGAAUCCAAGCACGCCGCCAAGCGAAAAAUCGAAGACAACAGAUGCUUUUUCAAAAACCACUGGCAUUAUUUCAAAACUGUCCUCGGACAGAGCAUUCGAAGCUGCAAAUCGAGAUAUUUAAAUUCAGAAAUCAACGGCAACGACACUAAAUGUAUCGUGCCCGAUUGCAACAAACGUGUAGAGUGUAAGUGUGAGGUGGUGCCGUAUUCUGAUCGGUUAGAGAAUAAGAUAAAGUGCCAAUGUUUGCCUGCUAAUCCGUACUCGAGCGGCAUAGGUUUCGGUAUAGAUCCUAAAGUGGGGGUGGAUUGUAGGGGGAAUCCUGUGGCUAUCGAUAAAGGUACACAUGAGAUGUUAUACAGCCCCGGGCUGUAUGCGCUCGGGCCGUUGACAGCGGAUAACUUCGUUCGUUUCAUUCCCGGUGGCGCGCUAGCAGCCGUCGCUCACAUGCAUAAGGAAAGAAAGAAUGAGUGAAUGAUAUACGUUGUGAUGGAGUUUAUACAAUAAAUAUUUUUUUAUACCUGAA